Penicillium diatomitis is the source of this 1152-nucleotide messenger RNA. Its product is annotated as uroporphyrinogen decarboxylase HEM12. The transcript is spliced from 4 exons. NCBI's taxonomy places the organism in Eukaryota, Fungi, Ascomycota, Eurotiomycetes, Eurotiales, Aspergillaceae. Gene Ontology annotation, biological process: heme biosynthetic process. The coding region runs from base 1 to 1152 and encodes 383 amino acids. Gene Ontology annotation, cellular component: cytosol. Gene Ontology annotation, molecular function: uroporphyrinogen decarboxylase activity. The record is from RefSeq and is a predicted model, not a curated record.
AUGCAGGAACAAUUUGAACCCCUUCGAAAUGACCUGCUGCUUCGCGCCGCACGAGGCGAGAAGGUGGAGCGCCCACCGAUCUGGGUGAUGCGCCAGGGUAAGCUCAACCCCGCCCUCCCGACUGCCUUUCGUGCACGAGAGCCUCACUGGCUUGUCUCUGGUCGUUAUCUUCCCGAGUAUCAUGAAGCCAAGGGCAAGCGGGACUUCUUUGAGUGCUGUCGCUCCCCCGAGAUCGCCUCAACCCUCACUAUCCAGCCGAUCGAUCGCUAUGAAGGUCUCAUUGACGCGGCGAUUAUCUUUUCAGACAUCCUGGUCAUUCCCCAGGCUAUGGGAAUGGUCGUGGAAAUGGUUGACAAGAAGGGCCCGCACUUCCCCGAGCCUCUAAAGUCCCCCACAGACGGUCAAUAUGAGAAAGUGAUGGCAAAGGAUGUGAACGUGAAAGACGAGCUAGACUACGUGUAUAAAGCGAUCUCUUUGACUCGCCUCAAGCUGAAGGGCCGUGUCCCUCUGAUUGGAUUCUGCGGCGCUCCUUGGACACUGCUUUGCUACAUGGUCGAGGGUGGGGGCAGUAAGAUGUUCAUACAGUCCAAGACCUGGGUUUACAAGUACGCCAAGGAGUCACAAGCCCUGCUGCAGAAGAUCGCUGAGAUCUGUGUUGAAUACCUGGCUCUACAAGUCGCGGCUGGUGCUCAGUUGGUGCAGGUCUUCGACUCAUGGGCCGGCGAGCUCUCGCCUGCGUCCUUUGCCUCCUUCUCGCUCCCUUACCUGCGUCACAUCUCUGCCAAUCUUCCUCGUCGCCUGAAGGAGAUGGGCCUGGAGCCUGUUCCCAUGACUGUCUUUGCCAAGGGCGCAUGGUACGCUCUGGAGGACUUGUGCGAGUCUGGAUACAACGUCGUCGGUCUGGAUUGGCUUCACGAUCCCGCUGAGGCCUUCCGCAUCGCCAAUGGUCGGGUUGCCAUCCAAGGUAACGCUGACCCGGGAAUGCUCUACGGUAGCCGCUCAGCCAUCACUGAGACUGUGGAGCGAAUGGUGGAGGGCUUCCAGAAGGGCAAGCAAGGCUGGAUCUGCAACCUCGGACACGGUAUCACCCCAUUCGUGAACCCCGACGACCUCAAAUUCUUCUUCGAGGAAGUGCACCGCCUGACCAAAUAG